UAAUUUGGAAAUCUUUUGAAAAAAAUUAAUGUAUAUAGGGCCUAUAGGGCCUAUAUAUAUAUUAAUUCUGGAGACGUCAGAAGAGAGAUUAAGAGCUGUUGGAUUUGCCUAAUGUAAAGUGGGCGAGUCUAAAGACCAAAUAAUAGACCAGAUAGGAUUUAAUUGGCACGAUAAGAGUUCAUUGAAAUUGUAUUUUGUCCACGGUGACCAUUCAAGGAUGAAGUUUGUGAUCAGAGCCGCACAUGCAAGCGGUUGCCGACGCGGGGCGAUGGUGGAGUUUGCCCGACACCCAGACAAGGUGGUGGAAACCCCAGUUUGUUCUCUCUACACCCGAGGAGGGAGCGUGCCACAUCUCACCCCCGACAUAUGGGAGAAGCUGACAAAUAUGCCAUCAUUGGUACAGAUGCCAAUGCCUUUACUGGUUGAACAUCAUGAAGCUGUGAGAGGUUUCCAGAAGGGCUUGGGUGGUAUCACUGCGAUGCAUGUGAGUUGA
Molecule: messenger RNA, 493 nt
Organism: Liolophura sinensis
Lineage: Eukaryota; Metazoa; Mollusca; Polyplacophora; Chitonida; Chitonidae
Product: queuine tRNA-ribosyltransferase accessory subunit 2-like
Exons: 3
Coding region: 218-493 (91 amino acids)
Biological process (GO): tRNA modification
Source: RefSeq, a predicted model, not a curated record